ACGUGAUGAGCAGCUGUUGGAGCGUCAGACGAGCAUGCAAAGCUGUGGUUAGCGGCAUGUCGGAGUGUGGCGUGCAGCAAAAGGACACGACGUUCACAAAAAUAUUCGUGGGCGGACUGCCGUACCACACCACUGACAAGUCCUUACGGCAGUUCUUCGAGUCCUUCGGCGACAUCGAGGAGGCUGUGGUCAUCACCGACCGGCAGACGGGCAAAAGCCGCGGCUAUGGUUUCGUGACGAUGGUUGACCGCGACGCGGCGGAACGCGCGGUCAAAGAAGCCAACCCGAUCAUCGAUGGCCGCAAGGCCAACGUCAACCUCGCCUACCUCGGCGCCAAGCCCAGGGCGAACGCGAACAACGGAUUCCCCUUAUCUGUGAGGGGAGGAGGCUACCCAACCUUUCUCCCUAGUCAAUAUGCUGGGCUACAUCAGCCGUUUAUCUACCCAUCUGCCUACCUGCCUACACCGAGCCUGAUCCUACCGCCACACCCUCCACUGUCGCCCGCUGCGGCCGCCUUCUACGACUAUGGGUCACCAUUCGCACCCGGGGCCGCAGCUGCGGCCGCCUCUGCGAACCAGGCCGCCGCCGCAGCCGCUGCCGCUGCCGAGCUGGGUUAUCCGUUCUCGACGAGCCCGUCGACUGCUGCCCUGGCUGCAGCCGCCGCCGCCAGUUACCUGGCUCCGCAACCGCCUCCGCACACCACUGCGCACCACGGCGGACCAGCUGCUGCGGCUGCCGCCGCUGCCUACUACACGCUGCAGCAGCCCCUCGGGGCGGUGACCAGCGGCACGGCUGGGUCUCUGAGCACCAUGCCGUAUGCCACCACGCAAGCUCAAGACGCCCGACUACAGUGAUGCGGGUGGUGGCUCCCUGCGCCUCGUACCGCCCGCUGCUGCCGCCGCUCACGCACACGACCGACAUUUUCAAGUAGUCUAGAGCAAUACCAAAGGAAGGGUGGGUAGACUGGGAGAUAUAUAGAAGACUUGUUGCUUCUCCACCAAGCCAGAACACCCAGAUGCUGUCAAGGUGAUUCCGGAAGAGGAGCACUGGGAUUGAAGAUGUGACUGGCGGUCUGCUCGGGCAGAUUUUUUUUCUCUCGCUAAAUCUUUUCUUUUUGCUGAUAUCAGAGUUCCUGGGGCAAGCUCCUUGCAGUAGCAAAAGGGUAAUGCUACACUGACCAGAAACCUUGUGGGUUGCAAGGCAAGCACAUGUAAGGAAGGGAUGCUGCAGUAAAAAUUAUUGCAAAGUUAUUUCACUAGCCUCUUUUUUUCUAGUCUGAGGGAAUUAGACACCCCCAUAUUUGCUCAGGAAGUGCUGCAAAUAGCCAUCUGCUUUGUUUGGGGGGUGGUCUCUGCAAGGGCACUACAGUCAAGGGGCCUGUCCGUUAUUUCAUUGCCUUCGUAAGACCUACAGUGGAAAUAACUACCAUAGUCAGUGACGAUCCCCUUUUUUUAAAUUUUUAUUUUCACUUUUCAAAGUGCACCAUGCGCCAAACUUUUACGACUACUUGCUCAACUUGCGUAGUGCCAGCAUUCCAUGUCGUGAUGUGCAAUGCUGCACACUUUUGUUAAUUGUGAAGUGAUCGUGUUUCUGACCACGACAAACGCUUGUAUUGAUUGUGGUCAAAUCUCGAAAGCUAGUCGUUACUGCAGUCACCGUGCACCGGGUUGAAUAACUUCAUUUGUGUACUCGGGCAAGUGGUCAGUGUUUGCACUUGAGCUUUAGGAACACAUCAGCGUUGCUUACGGCGGGUAUGAUUUCAUUAAUUCGUAAUUCGUUAAGACAAAUUAGGGAAAUUUGAAUGUGCUGUCACUGGUUCACCAAAAGUUUUGGUUACCAGCAUAAUUUUAAGGUUUUGCAAGGAGCUUGCUUCAGGCAGACAACGCAUAGACGGGGCAUUCCUCAGAAGUUGUAGUAGUUAGCCGAGAACGCUUGCCAAUCUCUCCCAGGGCGCCAUCGGUGAUUUCCCAGCAUGCGGCUCUGGGCGCCCUUGGCUGAACGUGCGACCCCCUCAGUGGCAGGUCACUUUAGCCAACAGCCUGUUGUUUUAUUACGCUGCCAGCAUCAAUAGCAGAAACACAGCAGCACCCUGCGUGGUGGCUGGCCUUAACGGAAAAGAACAACUACUGUCUAGUACCGCAGCGGGGCCCGUUGCUAUUUUCGUGUUUCUGUGGGCGGCUGACACACAAGACGACAUGUAUACAUGCGCAAGACACAGACCACUUAAUUAACUACACUCUCUAACGUGCAUGAUGACCGCCCUGCAUACCAAAAGGGCACAUGAUAACACUUCGCAUGAUCAUUGUUGCUACAAGCGUACGCGCAAGCCCCAAAUGCCAGCAGUGUGCUCUUUGCCUGCGAUCACGAUUGUGAACCUCUUGUUUUGUUUUCUUCAUUCUCUUUACCCUUUCUAUGGUCUAAUUAACCGGAAGUUUGUUCAUAAACUAUUUGGGAUCCACUGGCACAUCUCGUUAUGGCCAUGCAAACGUGUGACAGUUUGUGAGCACGUUUAAAACCCAAAUGAAGUUGCUAAGAACGGUGCCAGCAAGUUCUGGUUGCAUUGUUGAUUUUUCCUCCUCCUGUUGGUCUUCAAUAUCGAUACGCAAGAAGUUGACCCAAAGUCUGUUGCACAACUCGUGCAGACUUUUUUUGUUCUUUUGUUAUCUUCCUGAUGCAUUUGCAAAAGACGUUUUAGUCACGGACGCAGUGCAGAGAGCAGACUGGUGAGCAUCCAUGGGGCCGUUUUAUCACUAGCACGCAACCAUCAAUUCACACACACCUCAUUCAUUCUGCAUAUCAGUGCCUUGUCUGCUAGGGAAAAAGAAAAAGAUUAAAAAAAGAGAAACUACUCAUCGGCGAAUAAGCUUCACUUGCGUCACUUGCUGCUCAGCGAAAUCAGUCGCUUGCGCUUACAUUCUAUUUCUGUUUGUAAAUCACUUUGCGAGUGGCUAUUUCCUUGGCUCAAGUCUCACUGCUAGCAUUGCUGCAUGCAGAAUGGUACUGUUUGUUCUCUCCUAAGGGAGAGAACAUCUGAUGUAAUUGUGUAACUUCUGCUGAAGGUAGCGUCACGUGCACCUUGUGACGCAUGUGACGCAUUCACAUGCGACACGUGCCGAUGACCUAAACAUGACAAUCCUCUGUACUGCAAUGUGCCACAGCGAAUCCUGGCGGUUGUUUGAGCCGUCACAUUGUCUAUUUUACAACGGUGCUUUGAGCUAGCGAGCCACGGCAGCAAACGUGCACUGCCAGCCAGCGUGAGAGUUGGCGGUCAAAGCGAGAGCAGCAGAGUCUGAAGUGCCGAUUUGCUUUUUUUUUUUUCCCCUUACUAGCUCACAGACACACUAUUUAAAUACCGUCUAGGUUCUGUAAAAUGCCACCUCAUUGUGAUAACCAAAUGCUCUUGCAUGUUGUUGCUUUUAUUGCUUUUUUUUCUAUACAUAUUUUUUUUACCCAUCUUUCACCAAUCAUCUAUGCAUCACCUCCAAGCGACGCUCAUUCCGGACUUGCCAUUGAAAAAUUUUUUGUUUAGGACCGUUUGUUUCCUGAGAGGCAUAAAAACUAACCAACAAAAUUCUUUUGAUAAAGAUUGGCCUAACGAAGCAUUUGCGCCGCAAACCAACCUAAGAAGUAAACUUACUCUGAAUCGGUACGCGUCUCUCUUUUCUUGCUGGAAAAAGAACAUUAUGGCAUCAUCGGUGUGGUUUCGAAAGAAAAGAUGCAGGAGCUCCGAGAGCCUCUUGUGGGCGAUGUCACAAGUCACUUAGUUUGCAAAGGCAAAUUUCAAAGCGCGCGUAGUUAACUGCAGCUCGUCCGUCCCAGCACGUACAUCAUUUUCUCCCGCGUCAUCUCGUUCUCUGCGUCGAGAAGGCAGGUGAACUUGGGUGACAAGGUGCUUACAGCUCCUUUCCUCUCUCUAUCUCUCUAAAAAAAGCUAGAAACCAAAGCGAAAUUUCUGUCUCUGCCAUGUUGCUGUGCGUUAUAUACAGAACGUAUAAAAAAUGUAGCAAGGAUGAACUAUAUUUUCCACUGAAUAUUAAAGGAAGGAACAGAAAAAAGCUGCCUUUAUAUUCAACUUUGUGCUGCUGCAGCCUUCUUGCCACAUGCGAAAACCUACAGGGUCUUUCUCAAAUGCCUUACAGAAAAACACACGCAGGGAAUCGUGGGCCUGGCAAUCUGUCGGGUUUCCAACUAGCCGAAGUGUGACAGGCACUUUAUCUCAUGAACACUGGAUCUCACACCGCGCGUAUCUCUCUUUCCUUCCCUCCCCUUUUUUUUCUUAUGAAUAAAUGUUGUUGUUCGUCUACUAUUUAUCACCCCCUACCCCUUUUAUUUAUGUAUUUAUUUUUACGUUUUCCCCUCCCACACACUCCCCUUUUAUGCCCUAAACCGUUGUUGUUGAGGCGACGACUUUCAAACGAGGCACCAUCACUAGCCCCAAGCUGCGGCAAACGCACGUCUAAACGAAGUUGCGUCCACUGCGUAUCAGUUGUGUGCAUCGAAAUCGCUGCGCGCAUUUAGAAACAAGGGGGUCGGGGGAUACACAUCUGUGCCACAAAUGCUCUGUCGUCAUGUGAUCCCCAUCAGCUGUCGCUGAUGUCCAUGUGCAACGCCUGAAGCUGUGUCCCAGCCGUGACGAACGUGCCCAUGUUUGAUGAUCACCUGUAAUUGGUGGCAUAACUGGAAGCAUGAUCUGCAGGUCAUCGAAAGCUCAGCUCAGCUGCCUGUGCUGUCCAGCCGUCAGAGUGCCUGUUUAACUCUGAUCGGCACCACAAGGUUUCGGCUGCGACAGCAGCUGCGUGCAGUACGCAGGCUUUUGUUCAGUACUAUACACAGUGUCUAUUCCAAGAUGUAGGGAACAAGGUCUUUAGGACUCAAAUGCUUUCCUUAUCACGUUUGAAGCACAUGAAAAAGUAGUAGAUGGAGUGGCACAGAGCUUUGGCCGAGCCAUGAACAAGAUGGAUAUGCCACGGUUUUGGCAUUUUGAGUUUUGACACGUCUUCAAAACGUCAUCUGUAUCGAGAGGUGAACACGGAACGCUCCCCCAAUAACCCUCCUUACAUUUGUGCAUUCCCAAUCUCUGCAGUGGAGUGAUCAUGCGUUCGCCGCAGCUUUGGCAAAAAACUGGGAGCCGUUUACUCCCGGGACUUGCGGCCCUUUCCCCCGUACCCCCCCGUCCAAGUCUAAUCCAGCACCGCCGUCACAUGUAGCCGUGUAAACGCCAUUGUGCUCAAAUGAGUUCUUUCAGAAGAGGUGCUGUUGUAAGAAAACAAAAAAAACAAUGGCUGCGAUGCAGCAACGUUUCGUGGCGUGGCUUAUUUGCCACUUUGCUCGAAGAGGCUGUCCACCCAUCUCUUUUUUUUUUUUUUUUUCACUAGUGGACACUCGUUCGUGACGAACUCAUUUACAUGAAAUGGCCUUUACCCGCACUAUCGUGACACGGACACGAUGAAGGUGUACGAGAUGUAUAUUUUACACAAGGAGCGAGCGAGAGAGGAGGAACACUCAUUGUUAGAAUCUUAUAACCAGUCAGGUUUUAUAUUAUGAAACCUCAUGCACAUCACCCACACAUUGUCUCACAACAAUCAGGUCAGAGAAAUCCCAUCAGUUUGUUUCUUCUUUUUGUUUUUUAAAUCUUCCAUCCGAAUGCCAUUUACUUAUUUUAUCUCAAGCAACAGUUCUUUGUUCCUUUUACGAGUUCUCCGUGCUGUUUUUAACUCGCACAUUGCCUUAAUACAUUUCGAAAUUUGAGAUUGAAUUUGUUUUUCAGUGAAUUGCGUGCCUUAAAGGUUCCAGUUGACAAUCAAACGGCGACUCUUGUCAUUUGUGAGCUGACAAUCAUGUAAUUUUUAGAAAUUUUUAAAAAUUGGUAGUUGCCGAGAAGGCACGAAAUGCAUAACACCUUUGUUGGUUGUAUAAACGGUAAAGAGCCAAAUCUGCCUUAAGUAUAGCUUUAAGGGAGAGAGUUUAAAAAGAGUUCCUUCUGUGUCUUUUUUUUUUUUUCCUUGUUCUGCACAAAAAAUGUUUUUUUGUUCUAGUCAGUGUGCUAUAGUGUAACAGACCCUAGGAACUGUGCCAUUUUAAAUGCCAAUUUUUGUUUUCCUGACUGAACGAGGUCUUCAUUGGACAAACGUGUGAUGCAGAACUGUUCCACCCGAAUGACGUGACAUGCCUUUUGCUGGCAUUUGAAAGAAGUGUAUAGAUCUGGACUGAGCAGUGUUUUUUUUUUUUUUUUUUUUGUCGACAUUGCACUUGUUUCAUUCGUGUGGAUCAAAGACGGUGUAACUCUUGGAAACACUACAUGCUCCCAAUGUACGCACAGAUACUUAGCUGUUCCUGUUUAAUACACCCAGUGCAAGUGAAACAAAAACAAAGUUCUGCUGUCCAGUGGUGGUGUAUGCUUAUAUUGUGUUUAUCAAUGGUUAUUUUCAUGUAAAGGGCUCCUAAAAGGACAAAAGAAGGCAAAAAAAAUGAUAAAAGGAUCACUUUGUUCCGCUCUGAUGUUCUCAAUCGACCUGAUUGUGAUACUAUGUAUCCUAAAAAAGUUUCAUAAUAAAGUCCGUACACUUGGUUA
Rhipicephalus sanguineus (brown dog tick) is the source of this 6571-nucleotide messenger RNA. Its product is annotated as RNA-binding protein 24. The coding region runs from base 6 to 854 and encodes 282 amino acids. NCBI's taxonomy places the organism in Eukaryota, Metazoa, Arthropoda, Arachnida, Ixodida, Ixodidae. The transcript has 4 exons. Gene Ontology annotation, cellular component: cytosol. Gene Ontology annotation, molecular function: RNA binding. The record is from RefSeq and is a predicted model, not a curated record.